Messenger RNA from Mesoplodon densirostris (Blainville's beaked whale), 1624 nucleotides. RefSeq lists its product as uncharacterized. The coding region runs from base 641 to 1624 and encodes 327 amino acids. NCBI's taxonomy places the organism in Eukaryota, Metazoa, Chordata, Mammalia, Artiodactyla, Ziphiidae. The record is from RefSeq and is a predicted model, not a curated record. The transcript is spliced from 4 exons.
UCCCAGGUGAGAACGUGGGGCUCCGAGGAGGGCCCACGCGGGGUGGGCGCCGCGGAGCAGACCCGGCCCGACCCGCUCUCCCCGGCUCUCACCUGCAACCCCGGGCGGGCCAACAGGUAAAGCCAGGACUAGUCGGGGACGCGGCUGGAGAGAUGCGGGCGGGUGUCCGGCCAGGUGAGGCUCGCGCUCCCUCGGGAGAGCGCGCUCGCUGGAGUCCGCAGCAGCCCCUCGGGGACAGGAGGCGCGAGGCGCAGAGUGAGCGGCCCAGGAGACACGUGAGCUGAGGGUGCCGCGCACCCAGCGCGCCCUUUAACCACACCUGUCGGAUCCUCAGCCAACAUUUUACAGAUGAAGAGAAGGACUCUGAGGCCGUGGUCCUCCCGGGCACACAGCUGAGUGUAAAUUCCAUCAAAGCAGUGAUUUCUAUCCAUUUGGUCCCUUCGUAUCUCCAGCACCAAGCACACAGUCCCUAAGAACAUGGACUUGGAUUUUUUUUUCUUCACUGCUGUAUCCCCAGAACCUAGGACACUUCAGAAAUAUCUGUCGAGUGAACCAAGACAGUCCCGUAAGUCUGUCGCACAUCUAAUCCCUUCUUGGCGUCUGCUUCUCUGAAGAUGAGAACCACACAGUAAGGUACCACAUGUGGCUGCUGCCAUAUUGGACAGUGCUCGUGGAGCUGGCAGGCAGGAUGGGGAGGACGUGGUGCAAAUCAGUCCCUCCUCUAAGAGACCACCCAAGCUGGGCGGACAUCUGCCCCAACCCUGACACAAGGCAGAGGGGCUUCGAGGCCCUGCUCCUGGCCCUUCGGAAGGUCACCUUGAGGAAUCACGUCAUGGUGGCGGCAGAGCCAAUCACAGCCUCCAGACCUUCCUCGUCCCCCAGUUCCAGCCGACUCACCCACCCACCAUCACGGCCCUGGGAGGGAACUUUAUUUGCCUCCCAGCAAGGGGUCUCUAGCAGCCUGACCAGGUCAUGGUUAGACCCACCACAUGCCGAGCCUACGCUGAGCACUUCACAGCCACAGGCUCUGAGACGGGGCCCACCGCAUGCCAGGCCUGGUGCUGUGACACACAGGCCAGCCAUGAGGGCCUCAACUCUGCAUUUUACAGAAACGAAGGCUGAAGCCAGAGCGGUAGAGCACCUCACCCCAAGUCACACAGCACAUGCAGCGCAAAGGCAGAGCUGGAAGCCACACCCACCUCGCUCCAGAUGGUGCUCCCUCUCCUCGUCUCCAGGCUGCCGGGCCCCGGCUGCUGGACACUGUGCGUUCCUGCUCCACCCACCGCGCCUCCCAGUACAGAUGGACGCAGCAAAGGCGGACCGCAGGCCCACACCAUCCUGCACUCCACCUGGACAAGCGGCUCCACUCACAGCCCAAAGUGCUCAGUGCAGCAUUUACACAGCCUCGAUGUCACAGAAAAGUGUUCUCCUCGAAGGCGGCUGCCACCACCCCCACCCCGGCAAAGAGACAGAGGAGGAAGGAGUCCUCCUGGGAAACAGUGUAAUGGACAUGCUGGCUGGACGGGGCAGGAGCCCCUGGGCAAAGGUUCGGUGGGCAAGGGCAGGAGGGGGCCCAGCGCUGUGCUAUGCUCUUGAAACACAUGAUUUUAUUCAACCCCCAUAA